Molecule: messenger RNA, 1692 nt
Organism: Mesorhabditis spiculigera
Lineage: Eukaryota; Metazoa; Nematoda; Chromadorea; Rhabditida; Rhabditidae
Source: the annotation of a GenBank genome assembly
AUGUCGUCCGUCCAAAUGAUCGAAUGCCGUUCGGCCCCGAUCGAGCGAGUUACGGUAUUCAAUGACCGGGCUGAAAUCCGCCGCAAUUUCUCCAUCAAGCUGGAGGCUGGCAUGAAUGAUAUCAACAUCAUCAAUUUGCCUGGUGAUAUCGCUGAUGACUCGGUUAGAAUCUCCGGAAGUGGAGACGCUCUCAUCCACGAGGUGCAGAUUGCCUGGAAAGAAGCCACCGCGAAGGAAAAGGACUGCUCCAAGGCGAGUGAACUGCGCCAGAAGGUGGAAGAAGAGGAGCGCGAGCUGAAGACAAUCAACAUCAAGAAGACGAUCCUCCAGAAGAAGAAGGCCGCCCUUGAUGAGCUUAUCAACAAGCUUGGAAACACUGAUGGAAUCCGCUCGAUUCAGAUCAGCAAUGAAACUUUCAACAGUGUCAAUACUCUCUUUGCUUUCUACGCUGAGCAGUUUGAGGGCUUGAGCGUCGAAGAGUCAAAGCUUGAAGAUGUACAAAAGGAACACCAAGAACGCCUGAACAACUAUCAAACCGAGCUCCACCGAUACACAUUCCCAGGAUCCGUCAAGGUGAUCAGCAUUGUGCUCGAGGCGGCUGAAGCCGGUGAGGUCAGCCUGACGGUCAGCUACCAGGUGUUCAACGCCAGCUGGCGACCUGCCUACGACAUUCGUGUUGAGAACAAGGAGGAAAAGCAUAUGAAUAUUACCUACUAUGGCCGAGUCCAGCAGGGAUCCGGUGAAGAUUGGGCGAACUGUCAACUCGUUCUGUCUACAGCACAGCCCUCGGCCGGGGGAACUAUUCCGGAACUCGGAACGAUGGAUGUUUCCCUCUACGUCAAGCCGGAGCCAAUGGAAAACCAAGCAUAUGGUGGCCGUGGGCUCUUCACAAAAUCUUGCGUGCAGCAGGAAGCGUGCUACUCCGUGUGCUUGGAUGCGGCUCCGUAUAUGAAUCAUGCUGUAACCUCCAUGGCCGCGCCUGAACGUAUGCGUCGUGCAAUGAAAACAGUAACGGCUACCGUCCAAGAGCAAGCUCUUUCUUCCGAGUUCAUCAUCGCACGUCCAGCUGUGAUCCCACCAGACAACUCUGAGCAUAAGGUCACAAUCGGAGCUGCGUCAUUCGUACCCAAGCUCAACUUUGAAUGUGUGCCCGCAAAGAAUAACAAUGUGUUCCUGACCGCUGCCGCAGUGAACUCCUCCAACCUACCCUUCCUCCCUGGAGAGGCUGCCGUUUUCUUGGACACCAACUUUAUCAAUAAGUCUCAACUGAAGGCUGUUUCUCCUGGCGAGCAUUUCAACGUUUCGUUGGGUGUUGACGCGUCAAUCAAAGUCGAUUACAAGCCGGCGCACGACAAGAAGGGACAGAGCGGCUUGAUCACCAAAACCUCUUCGACCCAACGCCACCAGAAGGUUGUCAUCAAGAACACCAAAAAGGAGAGUGUCCUUGUGACAAUUCAUGAACAAAUCCCAAGGAGCACCGAUGAGAAGAUUACGGUGAAAGUCCUCUCCCCGACGGCUCCCGUCAAAAGCGCCGACGAAGGCGCCGGAAAGGAGGAAGGAGCAUUUAUUAAUGCAGCCACCAACAACCUUGAGGUCACUGUAUCCAUCCCGGAGCAUGACAAGAAGGAGCUCGACAUCAAAUACCAAAUCGAUUUUCCCGGCGGCGAGAAACUCGACUACAACGAGAAAUAC